Messenger RNA from Folsomia candida, 1192 nucleotides. RefSeq lists its product as uncharacterized. NCBI's taxonomy places the organism in Eukaryota, Metazoa, Arthropoda, Collembola, Entomobryomorpha, Isotomidae. The coding region runs from base 80 to 1063 and encodes 327 amino acids. The transcript has 5 exons. The record is from RefSeq and is a predicted model, not a curated record.
CAAAAUUCCACGUUUCAAAACGCAUUAAAAAACAACAAUAUUGCUGUUCAAUUUCCCCAUCUUACGACACACAAUUAGCAUGAAGAAUACUCAAUCAAAGAUCAAUUUAGAUUAUCCAGGAUUGGCAAUACCCAACCAUUCCUCAAAGAAGAAGACGUCGCUCCUCCUUCGUCAACCCAUUACCACCACAACCGGAGUUAUCCCCUCUUUUCCGGCCGGAUAUCCAGAUAAGUUCUUCCCGGAACCGGUCUCAUUCUCACAUCGACAUCCCACCAAACGGAUGCUGUUUGAAGCCCAAAUGAUGGAACUUGCCACGACAGGUUUUCUGCAAGUCGACGAUGUCACCGUUUUCUCGAGUGUUAGAAAAAACGCUUCAUGCACAAUUACCCAAUCUGACGGGAAAGUUUGCAUGUUAGCUCACAAAGUAUUGGCGACUCAUCUCCAACUUCCGCUCUACAAGGGGAAUCGUACCAUAAUUCAGAAUGGAUUCGUCGUCAAGAUCAAAAAUCUGAACGGUGCUUGCGUCCUGACCUUUAAGAGAAAGAGUAUUUACAAAUCUAACGAAACGGAUGUUCUCGACGUGUGGCUUGGAAAUCAGGUCGUUCCCGUGGGACAGGUCAGAAAACCAGCGUUGGUCAAUGAGUACACCGUGUAUGGGGAACUUGGUCAUCCCGCUUUCGUAAUUCAUAAAGCUCGACGCAUGACGGAUCCGAAAGAUUUAAAGAAAAAUUACAAAUAUAUCAUCCACACGGCAAAAGACAAGGAAAUUGUCGGCCAAGUUAAUUGUAACGGGAGGAAGGGGUUUGGUCCGAUUGUGACGAGUGGCGAGUAUCCGUGUCAUGUCGAAUUUCGGAGUGAAAUGACCAUCACGGAGAAAUCGCUUCUCAUGGGAGCUCUAUUUUUAAUUGCGUCCCGAUCGCAUUCCGGGAUUGAACGGGAGGAAGAGAAACUACGGGAAAAGCUCGACAUCGACCCUGACGAAGUCCUUCCUCCCCAAAGUGUCGUUGUCGAGAAGGGCUUGUGUCCGGUUGGAGGAGGAGCGACUAGUAGUAAUAUUACUUGAUUAAUUUGCAUGACAAAUUCCCAACAGCAGGAAGUGUCGACGUGUCAAAAUCCAAAAUUAACCUAGUAAUUAAUCAUCUAUGCAAGAAAUUGUUAUUUUAAGAGACUAUUCUGUAACAAUGUGCGAAUG